Molecule: messenger RNA, 3339 nt
Organism: Cyprinodon variegatus (sheepshead minnow)
Lineage: Eukaryota; Metazoa; Chordata; Actinopteri; Cyprinodontiformes; Cyprinodontidae
Product: contactin-3-like
Exons: 20
Coding region: 595-3324 (909 amino acids)
Biological process (GO): cell-cell adhesion; axon guidance
Cellular component (GO): plasma membrane; axon
Molecular function (GO): protein binding
Source: RefSeq, a predicted model, not a curated record
CGCUGCGUCCUGCUGCCAGAGCGGCACUCUCGGAUCGGAAACCGAUGCAAGUCACACUGCGAAGCUUUCUUCUAAAUUGCAAUAAAAAUCCUCUUACAUUAAAAUGUGAAAAAGAAGAAAAUCAAACCGAGAGGACUUUUUCUAAAGCCACCGCAGGUGUAACAGCGGAUUUGUUGUUAUUUUUUGGGUCCCCGCCUUCCUCCGGGCGAUGCGAGCUGGACUGUCUGCGUAAAGGAGAACAUGGAGCAACAGACAUGAAGAGCGCAUUGUAACAGCGAGUGUCUCAACUCUAAAGGCACAUUCUGUUGAAGAUGGAAAUAAUGCACGCCAAUAUUUCUGCUUGAAGCGAGAGACGAGUAGAGAGGACUGCUUUGGGGAGACAAGAAGUCCAAACUAUCGCUUUGGACUCAGAUUGCUGCGGCUGUCAGGGGAUGAAAGACUCUCCAUAUCAUGGAUUUACUGAGGGGGCAAACCAGCAGCAAGCAACACUGGAGAUUUAUUCAGAUGAACACUGAACAUAACUGGAAAGGACAAAGCCAGAACUCUAUGCUCCUGUGAUUGGAUCUAAGCUUGUUCUCAUCCGAGACCAUUAAAAUGGAGUUGCUAUGGAAACUUUUAGUGCUGGUGUCUUUGGUGGAGGGUCUGACAGGCACCGGAGUCCUGCAAAGGCCAGUAUUCACUAAACAACCUGGCAGCGUGGUGUUUCCUGUUCAUGCUGGUGAGACUCAAAGAGAAGUGGUGUUUAGCUGUGAAGCCCAAGGACACCCACCACUCUUCUACAGGUGGAAGCGAAAUGACUCCUUCAUCCUGCCUGUCCAGGGUUCACGUUACUCUCUCAUGGGUGGAAACUUACACAUCAGCAAUCUGAAUAAAGAGGAAGAUGUUGGCAUCUAUCAGUGCCUGGCAUCAAACUCCUUUGGCACAAUCAUCAGCAGAGAGGCCAGUCUUCAUGUUGCUUACUUGGAAAAUUUCAAAACUCAGAGGCGAAGUCCAGUAAGGGUCCGUGAGGGUCAAGGAGUGGUGUUACUGUGUGGCCCACCUCCGCACUCUGGAGAACUCACUUUCAGUUGGAUCUUCAACGCGUACCCGUCUUUUGUCAUCCAGGACACACGGCGGUUUAUCUCCCAGAAGACAGGCAAUCUCUAUAUUGCCAAAGUGGAACCCUCUGAUGUGGGCAACUACACGUGUGUGGUCACAAACACUGUCACCAAAAGCAGUGUUCAAGGACCACCAACACCUUUAGUCCUCCGGCUUGAUGGUGUGAUGGGUGAAUACGAGCCUAAAAUUGAAGUGCAGCUCCCUGAAGUCGUCCCUGUCGCUAAGAGCUCAACUGUCAAACUGGAAUGUUUUGCACUUGGAAACCCAGUGCCAACCAUAAGCUGGAAAAGGGUGGAUCGGGCCCCUUUUGGCAGGAAGGUGGAUGUGAAUAAAGCCAGCGGAGUUUUAGAGAUCCCUUAUUUCCAACAAGAGGAUUCGGGGAUGUAUGAAUGCAUAGCAGAAAACAGCAGAGGAAGAAACUCAGUUAAAGGAAAGCUGUCUUUCUAUGCUCCACCUCAGUUGACUGAGAAGCCUCAGGAUGUUCAGAAGACCAUCGAUGACACUCUUGAGUGGGAAUGCAAAGCCAACGCUAAGCCCAAACCUUCGUACCGCUGGCUGAAAAACGGAGAUCCCCUCGAUCACAUGGAGGACAAAAUUCAGGUGAAUAAUGGCGUGCUGACGAUCAGCAGGUUGAAUCUGGCCGACGUUGGAAUGUACCAGUGUGUGGCUGAGAACAAACAUGGCCGCAUAUUCACCAACGCUGAGCUCAGAGUCAUUGCCAUUGCUCCUGACUUCUCCCAAAACCCGUUGAAGGCCCAAACCUUAGCCCGACAGGGUGGCGACGUUCUCAUCGAAUGCAAGCCCAGGAUGUCUCCUCGUGGUGUGAUCUCGUGGAGGAAGGGGAAGGAAGCCCUGCGCGAGAGCCACAGAAUGAUGGUGCUGGAUAACGGAAGCCUGCGGCUUUCUAAUGUGACCAAAAUGGAUGCUGGGAUCUAUACAUGUGUAGCCAGAAACCAGUUUGGAGUAGCAAGCAGCUCUGGAAAUCUUUUUGUUAAAGAGGCAACCACAAUCACGAGUCCAGCGGGACACCUAGAUGUAACCCUUGGCGAGAGCAUUGUGCUGCCUUGCCAGGUUUCACACGAUCCGACUCUUGACCUGAAGUUCACCUGGUUCUUCAACGAGCAGGUCAUCCACUUUGGAAGCCAGGGGGCCUUUUUUGAAAAAGUUGGUGGGCGUUCUGCAGGUGACAUUAUGAUAAGGAACAUCCAACUAAGCCAUGCUGGGAAAUACACCUGUGCAGUUCAGACCAAGGUGGACAGUGUGUCAAUUGCUACAGAUGUGGUUGUUAGAGGUCCUCCAGACCCACCAUUAGAUUGUCAGGUGAAUGAGAUGACUGAGACCACUGCGUCUCUGUCUUGGAGGCCUGGAUUGGACAACCACAGCCCCAUCCUCAGCUACACUAUCCAGGCCAGAACACCCUUCUCCCUCGGAUGGCAAACUGUUACCAAUGUCCGAGAAAUUUUAAAGGGGAAAGAGCUCUCAGCCACUGUGACUGAUUUAAGUCCCUGGGUUGACUAUGAGUUCAGAGUUUUGGCAACCAACAGUGUUGGAACAGGAGAGCCCAGCAAACCCUCAAAGAAGACCCGCACCAAAGAAAUGCUGCCUAGAGUGACUCCAGCGAGGGUAAGCGGUGGUGGUGGAGGACGAUCGGAGCUUGUCAUCACGUGGGAACCCGUUCCAGAGGAAAUGCAGAGCGGGCCAGGCUUUGGUUACGUGGUGGCUUUCCGCCCUCUCGGAGCACAAGGCUGGAUGCAGGCAGCCGUCACAUCCCCUGAUGCUUCAAGAUACGUUUUUAAGAAUGAAAGCAUCCCUCCCUUCUCCCCUUAUCAAGUCAAAGUUGGGGUUUACAACAAUAAGGGCGAAGGGCCUUUUAGUCCUGUUACUACCAUCUACUCAGCAGAAGAAGAACCCAGCAGAGCUCCAGUCAAGCUAAGGGCGAGGAGUGUUUCAGCAUCUGAAGUCGAGGUCACCUGGAAGCCGCUGGCGUGGAGCAACAGCCGAAGACGUAUCCUUGGCUAUGAGCUGCUGUACUGGAGAGAGAAGGAAAAGCCGGAUGCAGCCAGUGUGGUCAGAACAGAGGGGAAUAAAACAUCAGUACUCAUCAGGGAUCUGGAGGGCAGCAGUACCUAUUACAUGUCCCUGCGGGCCUAUAACAGCGCUGGAGUGGGUCCACAGAGCUACAUAGUCAAUGUCACGACCAAGAAACCACGUAAGGGGUCCACUUAAAAGAUGCUGUUGGCG